AGGUGCACGAGAAAAAGCGAGACCAUGCUGAUGCCGCAAAAAUUGUACUGAAGAAUAUGGCUCUAAAGAAAGUUGGAUGAUGUUUCUGUUUCACUUGUAAUCUGAAGUGUUGUUAGCAUAAUGUACAUAUACAGUUGUAUCCCAUAGUCCAGUCCAAGACCUGUGAAUUAUAUUUUAACAAUGGAUGGUUCCGGACAGAAUUUUCCUAACUAUGGCCAUAGUCUGUCAGUCUCGUCUCAGGGUAGUAUAAUGUCCCCAGCCAUGCACUCGGGAUACCCUGGGUCCAUGACAACGACAAUGUUACCAGGAGCAUCUCCAGGGGGCUUGUUUCCACCACCGACCCCAGGGGGACCUUUGACUCCCAUGACCCCAGCCACACCAGCAUCAGAAGGAUCUGGAAUAGUUCCACAGCUACAAAAUAUAGUAUGCACAGUGAAUCUAGGCUGCAAGCUUGAUCUCAAGAAGAUUGCUCUGCAUGCUAGAAAUGCAGAGUACAAUCCCAAGCGUUUUGCUGCUGUUAUCAUGAGGAUAAGAGAUCCUAGGACCACAGCACUCAUAUUCAGCUCAGGGAAGAUGGUGUGCACAGGGGCAAAGAGUGAGGAGCAAGCAAAAUUAGCAGCUAGAAAAUAUGCCAGAAUUGUACAGAAAUUGGGAUUUCCUGCCAAAUUUAUGGAUUUCAAGAUCCAGAACAUGGUGGGUAGCUGUGAUGUAAAGUUUCCCAUUAGACUGGAAGGUCUUGUACUCACACACGGACAGUUUUCAAGUUAUGAACCAGAGCUGUUUCCUGGUCUUAUAUACAGAAUGGUUAAACCUAGGAUAGUACUGCUUAUAUUUGUGUCAGGAAAAGUAGUAUUAACAGGAGCCAAAGUUAGACAAGAAAUUUAUGAAGCAUUUGAGAACAUUUAUCCAAUAUUAAAAGGUUUCAAGAAAACAUGAUCUGAAUUACAAGAGAGAUAUGUAUCUGCUUAAAAGAAAUCCUGCUAUGUCAUAUUUUAUUUGCCAAGGUUCAAAAGGAACGCAAGAAACAUUCAUUUAAAGAAUGUUAGAAAAGUUGUCCAAAAACACUUGACUGUUCUAUAAAAUUUAAUGUGGAUUAGUGCCUUAAGAUAAAGGGCAUUAAAUAGUCAUUGGGGCAAACUGACUAAUUCACACACCCUAAGUGUUUUGUGAAUCGAAGCAAAAGAGUUUUAACAAGAAAUGGUGGACACUGCAUUUGGUUUACACACAGAAAUACUGAAAGGCAAAAACUUAUGUGGCAGUGGAUUACUUGAAGUGCUUCUGAUUUUUGCUCGGAUCUUUGAAAAGUGCUUCUGAAUAGUGAUAGAUUCAUUUUUACAGUUAAAGUUAGUUUCAGUUGUUAAUUUAUUUUACUUGAACUGCUCGCUGACAAAAAGUUUGAAAUGUGUUUGUUAAUAUAAUUUUACAUUUACUCCGUAUAAGUGAACCAGGCAGUUGCAGAUUAGCAUUAUACAGGGUGGAUUAAACUGUCUUGAACUUCAGAUUUAUAGAUGGUCUUAUUCGGUUAGAGUAGUAAUUCAUUAUAAUUUAAUUCAAUCCCAUAUUAUUUGACUUCAGUGUUGUCUCUGGCACAUAAUCAUGUUGACUCUAGCUUUUCACAUCUGAAAUUGUGAACAUGUCCCUUCAUAUGUGUAUGAUAAUUUUAUCAGCAUCUUGAGUUAUAUGCUCCUUAUUUUUGUAUUUUACUUAUUUUCAUUAUUUUUUUUAUUUUCAACUGUUUAUCUUUGGAAUGUGGUGCUGUUUAAUAAUAUUAUCACAAAAUUUUGUGGAUUGAACCUCGGUUUCUUUAACAACUUUGGAAUUGAAUCAAGUUUCAGCUGGUUGAAAAUGUAGUAAAAUCUGUUAGGAAUGACAUUAUUUUUGUAUUUAUAUCAGUUAUAUAGGAAUCCCAUAUGAUAUUACGAUGAAAGCAAAUUCAUGGUUUUUGACGUGAAAUGAUGGUUAGGCUUUGAAAGGGAUAACAUUGUACAAGAACUUGUUAGCACCCCUGGAAGUUAUCCUAUUUGUAUUCAUAUUCUUUUUAUAUUAUUAUUUGUAAGAUUAUCAUUCAUUUGAAUAAAAUAUUACUAGG
Messenger RNA from Lingula anatina, 2089 nucleotides. RefSeq lists its product as uncharacterized. Gene Ontology annotation, molecular function: DNA binding. The record is from RefSeq and is a predicted model, not a curated record. Gene Ontology annotation, biological process: DNA-templated transcription initiation. NCBI's taxonomy places the organism in Eukaryota, Metazoa, Brachiopoda, Lingulata, Lingulida, Lingulidae.